Oenanthe melanoleuca is the source of this 1021-nucleotide messenger RNA. RefSeq names its product small nuclear ribonucleoprotein polypeptides B and B1 (gene SNRPB). Gene Ontology annotation, molecular function: RNA binding. The record is from RefSeq and is a predicted model, not a curated record. The coding region runs from base 150 to 872 and encodes 240 amino acids. Lineage: Eukaryota; Metazoa; Chordata; Aves; Passeriformes; Muscicapidae. Gene Ontology annotation, cellular component: U2-type prespliceosome; U2 snRNP; U4 snRNP. Gene Ontology annotation, biological process: mRNA splicing, via spliceosome. The transcript has 7 exons.
GCCCCGGGAAGCGCGGCCGCGGCGCGCCGGAACGGGUGGGGCCCGUGCAGCGCGGCCGGAAGUGGCGGGGGCCGCGCGUCGCAGCUUCCGGCGGGAGAAGGAGUGCGGUGCGAUCGGCGGCGGCGGGGGGAGCACGGAGAGCCGCAAACAUGACGGUGGGGAAGAGCAGCAAGAUGCUGCAGCACAUCGACUACCGCAUGCGGUGCAUCCUGCAGGAUGGGCGCGUUUUCAUCGGCACGUUCAAGGCCUUCGAUAAGCACAUGAACCUCAUCCUCUGCGACUGCGACGAGUUCCGCAAGAUCAAACCUAAAAAUUCAAAACAGCCAGAGCGGGAAGAGAAACGAGUCCUUGGUCUUGUGUUGCUGCGAGGGGAAAACCUGGUGUCCAUGACGGUUGAAGGACCACCUCCAAAAGAUACUGGAAUUGCCCGGGUACCCCUUGCUGGAGCUGCUGGAGGACCUGGUGUUGGGAGAGCAGCAGGGAGGGGAGUUCCAGCUGGGGCUCCCAUGCCACAGGCUCCAGCAGGAUUAGCUGGCCCUGUCAGAGGAGUGGGAGGACCAUCCCAACAGGUUAUGACACCCCAGGGUCGUGGAACAGUUGCAGCUGCUGCUGCAGCAGCCACUGCCAGCAUAGCAGGAGCCCCAACUCAAUACACACCAGGGCGUGGGGGUCCUCCCCCACCCAUGAGCAGAGGAGCCCCUCCUCCAGGAAUGAUGGGACCUCCUCCAGGCAUGAGACCACCAAUGGGCCCACCCAUGGGAAUGCCACCUGGCCGAGGGGCUCCCAUGGGAAUGCCCCCCCCAGGCAUGAGACCACCACCCCCAGGAAUGAGAGGACCCCCUCCACCUGGCAUGCGCCCCCCAAGGCCAUGAGAAUUCUGUGAUGUACCUCUGAACUGGGAGAAGACCAAGGAAGGGGAUACGCUGAGCAGUACCACUCUCAGACUUUGCUAUGUAUAUUUUAUAUCUACUGCUGGUAAUGUUUGCCCUUUCUAAUAAAGCAGGAAAACCUAGUACUAGGA